Messenger RNA from Arabidopsis arenosa, 1842 nucleotides. The record is from the annotation of a GenBank genome assembly. NCBI's taxonomy places the organism in Eukaryota, Viridiplantae, Streptophyta, Magnoliopsida, Brassicales, Brassicaceae.
CACUUCCAUCACUAUCUUUUUCUUGCUGAAGUUUAGAAAAAAAAAAUGGCAUCUCCUGCCGUCCGUAGCACACAAAAACCACACGUAGUUUGCGUUCCUCACCCGGCUCAAGGCCACAUCAACCCGAUGCUAAAAGUGGCUAAACUCCUCCACGCUAGAGGCUUCCACGUCACCUUCGUCAACACCGUCUAUAACCACAACCGUCUCCUCCGGUCCCGUGGGCCCAACGCACUUGAUGGCCUUCCUUCGUUCCGAUUCGAGUCGAUCCCUGAUGGUCUACCGGAGACGGAUGGAGAUAAGACGCAAGAUAUCCCCGCCCUUUGUGUGUCCACGGAAAAGAACUGUCUCGCUCCGUUCAAUGAACUACUCCAGCGGAUCAACAAUAGAGAUGAUGUUCCUCCGGUGAGCUGUAUUGUAUCGGACGGUGUGAUGAGCUUUACUCUUGACGCAGCAGAGGAACUCGGUGUCCCAGAGGUUAUUUUCUGGACGAACAGUGCUUGUGGUUUCAUGACUUUCCUUCACUUUUAUCUCUUCAUCGAGAAAGGCUUAUCUCCGUUUAAAGAUGAAAGUUACAUGUCUAAGGAGCAUUUAGACACGGUUAUAGAUUGGAUACCAUCAAUGAAGAAUCUUAGGCUAAAGGACAUCCCAAGCUUCAUCCGUACCACUAAUCCUGACGACAUAAUGCUCAAUUUCGUCAUUCGAGAGGUGGAGCAAUCCAAACGCGCUAGUGCUAUCAUUCUCAAUACGUUCGAUGAUCUCGAUCAUGAUCUUAUACAAUCUAUGCAAUCUCUUCUUUUACCUCCGGUUUAUUCGAUAGGACCGCUUCAUCUCUUAGUGAACAAUGAAAUUGAUGAGGUUAGUGAAAUAGGACGGAUGGGAUUAAAUUUGUGGAAAGAAGAGACAGAAUGUUUGGAUUGGUUGGACAUUUGCGUCCCUUACCCGGCUCAAGGCCACAUCAAUCCGAUGCUGAAAGUGGCUAAACUUCUUUACGCUAAAGGCUUUCACGUCACCUUCGUCAACACCGUCUACAACCACAACCGUCUCCUCCGGUCCCGUGGCCCCAACGCACUCGACGGGCUUCCUUCAUUCCGGUUCGAGUCCAUCCCUGACGGUCUACCGGAGACUGAUGGCGAUAGGACGCAGCAUACUCCUACCGUUUGCAUGUCCAUUGAGAAAAACUGUCUCGCUCCAUUCAAGGAGCUUCUCCUACGGAUCAACGAUAGAGAUGAUGUUCCUCCGGUGAGCUGUAUUGUAUCGGACGGUGUGAUGAGUUUUACUCUUGACGCAGCGGAGGAACUUGGUGUCCCAGAGAUUAUUUUUUGGACCAAUAGUGCUUGUGGUUUCAUGACUUUUCUACACUUUUAUCUUUUCAUUGAGAAGGGUCUAUCUCCUUUUAAAGAUGAAAGUUACAUGUCUAAAGAGCAUCUAGACACAGUUAUAGAUUGGAUACCAUCGAUGAAGAAUCUUAGGUUAAAGGACAUCCCUAGCUACAUCCGUACCACAAAUCGUGACAACAUAAUGCUAAAUUUCCUCAUUCGAGAGGUCGAGCGAUCCAAACGGGCCAGUGCUAUCAUUCUCAACACGUUUGAUGAACUCGAGCAUGAUGUUAUACAGUCUAUGCAAUCUAUUGUACCUCCGGUUUAUUCGAUUGGACCGCUUCAUCUCCUAGUGAAGGAGGAAAUUGACGAAGCUAGUGAAAUAGGACGGAUGGGAUUAAAUUUGUGGAGAGAGGAGACAGAAUGCAGAAGAGUGGCGGCGAUUGGCCGAGGAAGCGACGAAGCAUAAACUUGGUUCGUCGGUCAUGAAUUUUGAGACGCUUAUAAAUAAAGUUUUCUUAGGAAA